Molecule: messenger RNA, 1378 nt
Organism: Pogonomyrmex barbatus (red harvester ant)
Lineage: Eukaryota; Metazoa; Arthropoda; Insecta; Hymenoptera; Formicidae
Gene: mora
Product: cysteine and histidine rich domain containing protein
Source: RefSeq, a predicted model, not a curated record
UAUCGAUACUCGGAAGUUUCAGAAAUCUAGAUCCUAGAUCCUAUGUUGGAAUUUUCUCGAAAGCCGGGAAAAGAGUUGUGACAACGGAACGCAUUGCGCAUUGACAUUCACAUUCGUAUCGAGGUCUUCCUGCGAAAAUUAUCGUAACAAACAAGUCAAACGUUAAAUAUUCUUGAAAUGUCACAGGAGACAGAUCUGUUGCAUUGCUAUCAUCGUGGCUGUGGGAAGAAAUUUGAUCCGAACAACAAUAAGGAUGACGAUUGUGUUCAUCAUCCGGGACAACCAGUAUUUCAUGACGCAUAUAAAGGAUGGUCCUGUUGUAACAAAAAAUGUACAGAUUUUACCGAGUUCUUGAACAUCAAGGGUUGCACGAAGUCAAAGCAUUCGAACGUGAAGCCAUCGGAACCGAAGAAACUUCCGGUUGACAAGUGUAAUGUCGACGAAGUAAUACAGGUCACUGCAAAGCCUUUAAGUAAUGAAACGUUCUUAAAAAGACCUCCUUUCGACGCACCUCAAGUCACGUUAUCGCCAACGAUAUCUCCUGCUCUCCUAGAACAAAUUAAAGGAUUGACAGCUUUAAAAAAUGACAAAUCAAGAGACAGUGUAGUACAAAUAGGACAAACUUGUAAAAACAAUGCUUGUAAAGGAAUUUUCACAGGACCUGCUUCUAAUGAAGAGAUUUGCAAUUAUCAUCCUGGUUCACCUAUUUUUCAUGAAGGCAUGAAAUAUUGGUCUUGUUGUCAGAAGAAGACAACAGAGUUUUCUUCAUUUUUGGAACAGCUAGGUUGUUCACAAGGCAAUCAUGUAUGGUUUUCUACGGAUAUGGGAAAGAAGGCUCAGUGUAGGAUGGACUGGCAUCAAGCUGGAUCAUUUAUAGUCGUUUCUAUAUUUGCAAAGAAAUACCUGCCCAGUCAAUCUGUUGUCAAAUUAAAUCCUAUCCAUCUGACUGUAGAUUUAUUCUUUAUAGAAGAAAAUUCGAGAUAUAAUCUUGAUAUAGAAUUAACAGGAAUUGUUAAUGUCGAAGAAAGUAACGUAAAUAUGCUGCCAACCAAAGUAGAAAUUAAAUUAAAGAAGGCUGAACCUGGUUCUUGGACAAAGUUAGAUGUUCCUAGAAAAACAAAUCCAAAAAGUUCUGAAAAUAAUGAAAGCGUUUUAAAUCUCAAUACACAAAUCGAAGCUGUGGAUCUUAGUGAUCUUUAAAUGUUAAUUAAUUAUUUAAUUGUUAAAGAAUGUAUGGUAGAACCGACAUAAUUUACUUUUUUGUAAUGAUUUACUCGAGUUAGAUUUUAUUCAAAAGAUAUGAAGUUGUGUUGACCAUUUUAGUUAUAAAACUUUAAUGCCAUGUUAAAAACAUGGAAAAUUUCAAUUUUCUUUUUUU